Felis catus (domestic cat) is the source of this 476-nucleotide messenger RNA. RefSeq names its product cytochrome c oxidase subunit 7C, mitochondrial. The transcript has 3 exons. Lineage: Eukaryota; Metazoa; Chordata; Mammalia; Carnivora; Felidae. The record is from RefSeq and is a predicted model, not a curated record. Bases 155 to 346 code for a protein of 63 amino acids. Gene Ontology annotation, biological process: mitochondrial electron transport, cytochrome c to oxygen.
GUCGCAUUUUCUGUGGCCGCUCCCCAUUUCCCAUCUUCCCUUCCGGGUCUUACACACCGGAGAACAAGGUCGUGAAAAGAAGAGGACUUGGUUUGGUACUGUCCUUUGUAUCGUCUAGGGGCUCUGCGCUUUUCGCAGAACUUCCAACAGCGCUAUGUUGGGACAGAGCAUCCGGAGGUUCACAACCUCUGUGGUCCGUAGAAGCCACUAUGAGGAGGGCCCAGGGAAGAAUUUGCCAUUUUCAGUGGAAAACAAGUGGCGGUUACUUGUUAUGAUGACUAUGUACUUUGGAUCUGGAUUUGCUGCACCUUUUUUUAUAGUAAGACACCAGCUGCUUAAGAAAUAAGGAUGUUUUAAUUAAUCCAUUAAACAGGUGUGAAAAGGAGCAUUUUAAGAGGUGCAGUCUCUUUGAAAAAUGGAUCCAACUCUUGAAUUCAACAUACUCAAUAUGUUUGUAAAUAAACUUAUGGCAUGAA